AUGGACCACCCGAAAGACUUCCGCUCGACGGUUCUGCAGGCGCCCUCCCGUCACGACGACCGCGACCGUGAACGUGAGCGUGACCGCGACCGCGACAAUGACCGCGACCGCCGUCACCAUCGCGACAUCAUGAACCCGACCCCCGGCAGCACGCGACACUCCGGCUUCAGCCUGCGAUCGCCCACACAGUCUGAGUACCACCACCCCCAUCACUCGGCGUACUCGUCACCCAAGGCGGCACCGUCCCAUUCGCUCCCGCACCACUCUCCACGAUCCCAUCAGUCCGGCCUGUCGCAUCCGAACUCCUACCCUUCGUCGUCAACGACGUCGACCGGCCCGCUCGCGCCCACGUUACCCGCGCUGGGAGGAGGCGGCGGCGGCGGCGGCGGAAGCGGCAGCGGCAGCAGCUCGGGAGCCGGUCACCAUCAAGCUCCUCCGUUGUCGCCGUUGCACCCCCCGAGCGGAUACUAUCCGCCCCCCGAGUCGCAUCAGACGCGCGAUAAGCCGACGACGGGCAGCUACUACGAUCCAUUGACUGAUACCACAAGAGAGAGGAGGAUCUCGGACGCGGGAUGGAGUGGUAACGCGGCCAAGGGCUCGCCCAAGACCGCCCGCGAUCCCUACGGUAACUACUCUCAACAACAACCAGCCGAGCCGGUAUCUCGAGACUCCCACGCCUACUACAAGAACGGAGGAGGCGCCAGCGCGGGCUACACGUCCCCGUCCGCUGCCAACUUCCCCCCGAGGAGCCCGCGGUCCCAUUCGCACUCCCACUCCCACUCCCAUCAACCGCCCGCCGGUUCCAUCAGCCCUUCCAACAGGGCUACGCCGCACAUGACGUCCCCCAGCUUGCGGCAUGCCGCGUCGCCCAGCGUGCACGCCGCAUCCAAUGGCGGUCCCGUCACUUCUCUGCCUCCCCUCGGAAAGCCCGAGCCUUCUACUUUGAAAGCUCCUGCCAGUGUGCGUACAAUCCUCGCUGGACACCCUGAGAGACGCCGCCGACCUGACACCUUGCAGACCCCUAGCCGCUCCGCCGAUCCCAUGUCUUUCUCCAACAUUUUGUCCAGUGCAGAGCCCGUCUCAAAACCAAAAUCGAAAUCGCCCCCUCCCGCCCGAGACGAGAAGGUCGCCGAGAAGGUCGCCGAGAAGGACGCCGAGGAGGAUUCCAAACCUCAUCAGAAGCCCGCCCCCAAGCCCGCUCCCAAACCUGACCGCGAAAAGCCUCGCUCCACCGAGCCUCCCGUCAAGACCGAGCGCAGCGAGCGCGAAGCCGAGAUCGAGCUCCGACCCGAACCCGCCAAAGAGCGAUUGAGCACACCUCUCGCCAGAAAGGAGAGAAAGGAGAGGGUGCCGCGGAAAUCAAAGUCACGCGCUUCCGAUAUUAGAGAUGCCGAGUCCACUCCCAAGACGAGCCGCCGGUCCUCUUCCAAGCUCGAGGUGCACACCCCCCGCAUUCCUUCCAAGCGUCAGGCCAAUGGCCAGCCGAAGCAAAAGACCCUCUCCGCCGAGAAGGAGAAGAAGGUCAUGGACCUGAUUGCUCAGCUCGAUGCCGAUGCCGACGACCUCACCGACUCUGACCUUGCCGCCGAGCGCGCUCAGUACCAGGAGAGCGGCAACAAGCGACGUCGCCUCAUGCAAGAAAAGGACGGCAACCGCAACGUCGACCGACGCGAAGACUUCUCAACUGAAAUAGGUCGAAGGUUGGGUGCCCUCGCCGACCUUGGAAAGCGCCGUUAUGACGACAUCUACUACGAGGAAGCAAUGAACGAGGUCCGCGAGCGCGAGCUCUUCGCCGAGAAGGAGCGCAAGAAGGACAUGCAACGCAAGCGUCGUCGCGAAAAAUCCAUGGCCGUCACGAUGGAGCAGCAGAAGCUGGCCCUCGAACGCGCCCGCCUGGCCGAGGACGAGACGGAGAAGGCGAAGCACCUUCGAGAUGCCGAGCGUGCUAACAAGAAGGCUCUGCAAACCAAGCUCAUCCUCCAAAAGGGCAUCAAGGGACCUGCUCGCAACCUGGUCGAAUUGAACCUCGACGGAGGUACCAUGGCCACCUUCCAGGCGUCAGACAUGGAGCCCGGUACAAAGCCCAAGAGCAAGGGCCGCAGCGGUCCCCGGCCGAAGAAGUCCAAGGAGCAAAAGCAGGCCGAGAAGGACGCUGCCGAAGCUGCCCAGGCCGCCAUCGACGCCGGCGAGGAGCUCCCGGUGAAGGAAGAGUCCAAGAUCCGUAUCAAGUUCAGCAAGAAGUCCAAAGACAAGGACAAGGAAAAGGACAAGAACAAGGACAAGGACCAGGACGAGCCCGACGUUGAGGUCGAGGGCGAUAUCGAGGCCGAGGUCGACGACGACACCAUUGUCGAGCCCGUCAAGGAGAAGAAGGAGAAGAAGGGCAAGAAGAAGGACAAGGAGAAGAAGGAGGAGAAGCCCGAGGAGCCUCCCAACAAGGACGCCAAGUUCGAGACCAAGGGCUUCCUCCAGAUCUACGACCAGAUCUGGCGCGACCUUGCCCGCAAGGACGUUAGCAAGACGUACAAGAUGGCGGCCGAGUCGUACCAGACCAAGGCGUCCAACCUCAAGAAGACGGCCAUUCUCGCCUCCAAAGAGGCCAAGAGAUGGCAGCUCCGGACGAACAAGGGCACCAAGGACCAGCAGGCCCGCGCCAAACGCGUCAUGCGCGACAUGAUGGGCUUCUGGAAGCGCAACGAGCGCGAGGAGCGUGAUCUCCGCAAGGCGGCCGAGAAGCAGGAGAUUGAGAACGCCCGCAAAGAAGAGGCCGAACGCGAAGCCGCCCGCCAGAAGAGAAAGCUGAACUUCCUCAUCUCCCAGACCGAGUUGUACUCCCAUUUCAUUGGCAAAAAGAUCAAGACCGACGAGGUCGAGCGCAGUACCGAUAACCCCGAGAUUGCCGCCGAGAACAAGGUCGACAGCGGGCACAACAAGAACUUCGAUAUCGUUGAGCCGACUGGGCCCGUCGGCGCCAAGGUCACCGACUUUGAGAACCUAACGUUUGAGGAAGAGGACGAGGAGACGCUACGCCAGGCGGCCAUGGCCAACGCGCAGAACGCCAUCGCCGAGGCCCAGAGGAAGGCCAGGCAGUUCAACGAGCCUGACGGUCCCGACAUGGACGAGGAGGGCGAGAUGAACUUCCAGAACCCCGCCGGCAUGGGCGAUGUGGCCAUCGAGCAGCCCAAGCUGAUCAACGCCCAGCUCAAGGAGUACCAGCUCAAGGGCCUCAACUGGUUAGCCAACCUGUACGAGCAGGGCAUCAACGGCAUCCUCGCCGACGAGAUGGGUCUCGGAAAGACGGUCCAGUCCAUCUCCGUCAUGGCCUAUCUCGCCGAGAAGUACGACAUCUGGGGCCCGUUCCUCGUCGUCGCGCCCGCCUCUACGCUCCACAACUGGGAGCAGGAAAUCCGAAAGUUCGUGCCCGAGUUCAAGAUCCUCCCCUACUGGGGCUCGGCGGGCGACCGAAAGGUGCUCCGCAAGUUCUGGGACCGCAAGCACACGACGUACAAGAAGGACGCGUCUUUUCACGUCUGCGUCACGUCGUACCAGCUCGUUGUUUCCGACGUUGCCUACUUCCAGAAGAUGAAGUGGCAGUACAUGAUCCUCGAUGAGGCCCAGGCCAUCAAGAGCUCGCAGAGUUCCCGAUGGAAGAGUCUGCUCAACUUCCACUGCCGCAACCGUCUCCUUCUCACUGGCACGCCCAUCCAAAAUAACAUGCAGGAGCUGUGGGCUCUGCUCCAUUUCAUCAUGCCGUCUCUCUUCGACUCCCACGACGAGUUUAGCGAGUGGUUUUCCAAGGACAUUGAGUCGCAUGCCCAGAGCAACACGAAGCUCAACGAGGACCAGCUCAAGCGUCUGCACAUGAUUCUGAAGCCGUUCAUGUUGCGUCGUGUCAAGAAGCAUGUCCAGAAGGAGCUGGGCGACAAGAUCGAAGAGGACGUCUACUGCGAUCUCACGUACAGACAGCGGGCCAUCUACAGCAACCUGAGGAAUCAAAUUAGUAUCAUGGACCUCAUCGAGAAGGCGACCACGGGUGACAACGACGACUCGGGAACGCUCAUGAACCUCGUCAUGCAAUUCCGAAAGGUGUGCAACCACCCCGACUUGUUCGAGCGGGCCGACACGUCGUCGCCCUUCUCGUUCGGCUACUUUGCCGAGACGGCCUCGUUCGUCCGAGAAGGCAGCAUGGUGCCCGUGGCCUAUUCCACCCGCAACCUGGUCGAGUACGAGCUGCCACGCUUGGUGUGGAGAGAAGGCGGCAGGCUGUACAAGACCGGCCGAGACAACCUCGCGGCCGGCUGGCGGAACAAGAGCCUUCAGCACAUGAUGAACAUUUUCACGCCAGAGCACGUCCGCGACAGUCUGGAGGGAUCCGACGCCUUCUCGUUCCUGCGCUUCGCCGAUGCCAGCCCGGCCGAGGUCUACAAGGCCAGUCACGAGGAUGUUUUUACUCGCGCCGUCGAACUGUCGCAAAAGAAAGAUCGCCUGUCCCUCUUCAACGUUGCCUAUGACGAGCCCGAGGACAUCAACUUCACACCGGCACACACUCUAUUCAACAUCACGGCCCGGAAUAAUCGGAAGCCGUUGACCGAAAUCACUCAGGAGGGUCUCCUGGCCAACCUCAUGAACGUGGCCCGAGAGGAGUACGACACCAGUGGCCUGGGACGUCUGGAGCCGGCCGGCCGGCCUCGCGCGACGGCGCCGCCCAUCGAAGUGAGCUGCUGCAGUCGCGGAACGGCGCUCGAGACGGAGAGUAUCCUUUUCAACGUGGGCAUGCGCAAGAGCCUGUUCGGCCCGAGCAUCCACGAGGAGCGCGCCAUGGUCACCGAGAAGAUUCCUCUGGAGCGCUUCCCGCCUCGCAAAUUGCUCCCUGCGCCCGACAACGAGAAGAAGAAGUUCAACAACAUUGCCGUCCCCUCGAUGCGCCGCUUUGUUACUGACAGUGGUAAACUGGCCACGCUCGACAAGCUGUUGACCAAGCUCAAGGCCGAGGGCCAUCGUGUGCUGCUCUACUUCCAGAUGACGCGCAUGAUCGACCUCAUGGAGGAAUACUUGACGUACCGCAACUACAAGUACUGCCGACUCGACGGUUCGACCAAGCUGGAGGACCGAAGAGACACUGUGGCCGACUUCCAGACGCGGCCCGAGAUCUUCAUCUUCCUGUUGUCGACGCGUGCCGGUGGUCUCGGCAUCAACCUGACUUCCGCCGACACCGUCAUCUUCUACGACUCGGACUGGAAUCCUACGAUCGAUUCGCAGGCCAUGGACCGAGCCCACAGACUGGGUCAGACCCGGCAGGUCACCGUGUACCGCCUCAUCACUAAGGGUACGAUUGAGGAACGGAUCCGGAAGCGUGCCAUGCAGAAGGAAGAGGUGCAGCGUGUCGUCAUCCAGGGAGGUGGUGCCAGUGUCGACUUCUCUGGCCGUCGCGCUCCCGAGAACCGCAACCGCGACAUUGCCAUGUGGCUUGCGGAUGACGAGCAGGCCGAGCUCAUCGAGCAGCGCGAGAGGGAACUUCUGGAGAGCGGCGAGCUUGAGAAGCCUCAGAAGAAGAAGCCCACCAAGCGCAAGCGGGUCGUGAACGAGGACAUCAGCCUCGACGAGAUGUACCACGAGGGUGAGUUACAGCCAGCCAGCCAUGGCCCGGACGACGGCACUAACCAGUUGACAGGCGAGGGCAACUUUGACGAUAACCGCGGGGGCGCCGCCGGAACCUCGGGCACCGCCACGCCUGUUGCUGAGCCCGACGCCAAGGGGUCCAAGAAGCGACGCACCGGCGGAGGCAAGAAGGCCAAGACGCUGAAGCAGAGACUGGCCGUCGCCGACGGGCAGGUCUGA
Molecule: messenger RNA, 5838 nt
Organism: Colletotrichum higginsianum IMI 349063
Lineage: Eukaryota; Fungi; Ascomycota; Sordariomycetes; Glomerellales; Glomerellaceae
Product: SNF2 family domain-containing protein
Exons: 2
Coding region: 1-5838 (1945 amino acids)
Biological process (GO): DNA-templated transcription; DNA repair; chromatin remodeling
Cellular component (GO): Ino80 complex; nucleus
Molecular function (GO): DNA binding; ATP hydrolysis activity; ATP binding
Source: RefSeq, a predicted model, not a curated record